UAUCAUUGCUUCAAACAUCUUCUAACUUAUUAGUACUUUAGCAGAUUAACAAGUUCAAUAUGCUUCAUCUCUUGGAAAUCAAGGCUACUAUUAGCUACAUCAGAGAAAUGCAACCAUCCGGUGGUCCGGAUGAUGAAAAUAUGCCAUACUUCUUUACUCUGAAAUGCGAAGGAUGUGGCGCUGUUACGGAAGAACAGUGCUGUUAUAUGAGUGGCGCAUUUCCCCACAACGGGAAAGAAGUCAACCAUGUGGCAAAGUGCCAAGGAUGUGAUAGGGAAGGAACCGUUACGCUCAUUCCCGGUUAUGGCUCAAAGUUCACCGGAGGGGAUUAUACCCCUCUGAUGAUGUUUGAUUGUAAAGGUUUAGUCCCAGAGGACUAUAAUUUCAAUGGGGGCUGGAAGCUUGUCACUGAGUCCGGCCACAAAAUCGAGGCAGACUUGCUAGGGGGGAAGUUUGAGGGCACCAAAGACGAGAAUGGUAAUCGCCCUACUGUGAAGGAUUGCAAGGGAAGGUUCAAGGUUAAACACGUGUGAUCGUCGUCAUGUUCUCUGAUAUUAGGAAAUUUCAAUAAGAAGUUGUUUAAUUUUCCUAAGUUUAUCUCAUGUUUUUAUCAGUUGUCUAACUAGGAGGUGUUGUUUAUGUUUAAUAGUAGGAGGAAUGAGGCUUUUGUUUUGCUGGAAAUGACUAUGGAUUCCAUUACUCCUCAAUUUGUUUACCAUCUCUUUGUCUAUCUGUUCUCAUUACUGCAAGCAAAUUUUAUUAUUCUCAGAU
Lycium ferocissimum is the source of this 771-nucleotide messenger RNA. RefSeq lists its product as uncharacterized. The transcript has 4 exons. The coding region runs from base 60 to 533 and encodes 157 amino acids. NCBI's taxonomy places the organism in Eukaryota, Viridiplantae, Streptophyta, Magnoliopsida, Solanales, Solanaceae. Gene Ontology annotation, molecular function: zinc ion binding. The record is from RefSeq and is a predicted model, not a curated record.